This is a messenger RNA of Triplophysa dalaica, 2212 nucleotides long. RefSeq names its product methyltransferase 14, N6-adenosine-methyltransferase subunit (gene mettl14). The record is from RefSeq and is a predicted model, not a curated record. Bases 123 to 1478 code for a protein of 451 amino acids. NCBI's taxonomy places the organism in Eukaryota, Metazoa, Chordata, Actinopteri, Cypriniformes, Nemacheilidae. The transcript has 11 exons. Gene Ontology annotation, cellular component: nucleus; RNA N6-methyladenosine methyltransferase complex. Gene Ontology annotation, molecular function: mRNA binding.
AUGACGUAAAACAUCGGCGACGGAUUCUCACAUUGGGGGCUUCGAUGUUUUGUUUUGCCGCAUAGAUUUUAUUUUUUAAAUAAUUGCACGUGAAAGUAAAUUCUCUCCAGUACAGUGGUGUCAUGAACAGUCAAUUGCAGGAAAUACGGGAAAGGCAGAAGCUCAGACGACAGCUUCUUGCACAACAGCUAGGAGCAGACAGUCCCGAUAGCCUCGGCGCUGUUCUCAACAGUAAGGAUGAACAAAAAGAGAUAGAGGAGACCAGAGAAACAUGCAGGGCUUCAUUUGAAACAUCAGUUCCCGUUGCUAAAAGAAAAUGCCAGAAUGAAGGUGAGGAUCCAGAGGAGGACGUGGAGGAACAAAAGGAAGAUGUUGAAACUCAGCAGCAGGAGGUAGAAGAAGUGUACAAAGACUCAAGUACUUUCCUAAAGGGCACUCAGAGUCUGAAUCCUCACAAUGAUUACUGCCAACACUUUGUGGACACAGGCCAUAGACCUCAGAACUUCAUCCGAGAUGGAGGUCUGGCUGACAGGUUUGAGGAGUACCCCAAACAAAGAGAGCUAAUUCGGCUUAAAGAUGAGCUCAUCUCUGCCACCAACACCCCACCAAUGUAUCUGCAGGCAGAUAUGGACCGCUUUGAUCUAAGAGAUCUGAAGUGUAAGUUUGAUGUGAUUCUGGUAGAGCCUCCAUUGGAGGAAUAUUACAGAGAGUCGGGCAUCAUCGCAAAUGAGCGCUUUUGGAACUGGGACGAUAUCAUGAAGCUGGACAUAGAGGAAAUCUCUGCCAUUCGUUCUUUCGUGUUCCUGUGGUGUGGAUCCGGAGAAGGCCUUGAUCUCGGCAGAAUGUGUCUGAGGAAGUGGGGGUUCAGGAGAUGUGAGGACAUUUGUUGGAUCAAGACCAACAAAAACAACCCUGGCAAGACCAAAACGCUGGACCCUAAAGCGGUGUUCCAGAGGACCAAGGAACACUGUCUGAUGGGCAUCAAAGGCACAGUUAGACGCAGCACAGAUGGUGACUUCAUUCAUGCUAAUGUGGACAUAGACCUGAUCAUUACAGAGGAGCCAGAGAUGGGCAAUAUUGAGAAGCCAGUGGAGAUUUUCCACAUCAUCGAACAUUUCUGCUUGGGCCGUCGACGCCUGCAUUUGUUUGGCAGGGACAGCACCAUCAGGCCAGGUUGGCUAACUAUAGGCCCGACCCUGACCAACAGCAACUUCCACGCAGAAGCGUACUCUGGCCACUUCAAUGAGCCCAAUGCUUAUUUGUCUGGUUGUACUGAGGAAAUCGAGAGACUGCGUCCCAAAUCCCCACCUCCUAAAUCCAUGGCAGAGAGAGGUGGGGGGGCAGCACGAGGAGGUAGGGGUGGUCAAGGCUCAGGUAGAGGAGAUCGCGGUCGAGACAGAAACCGGCCGAACUUCCGUGGAGACCGAGGUGGAUUCAGAGGCCGUGGUGGUCCACAUCGUGGAUUCCUUCCACGAUAAUACACAACAUGACUUUUUGUUGAGACUGAAAACAAAUGUGAUCUGAUUUGAGAUAUUUUUGUACGUGAAAUUUGAUGAGUUUCCAUAGGACUCAUAUUGUUUGGUUAGUGUAUCGUAAGUAGGACUAUGUUUUUAUGGCUGUUGUACACACUCCUGAAGGUUUGUUAAGUCAAUAGCUGUUCAGGGUGACAAGACUUUCUGUCAUUAAACCCACAUUUUAUAUGGAAAUUUUAAAAGCAUUGUUUUUAUUUUUUUAUUAAUUGUGCAUUUGCACAUUUAUUGAAUCAAUUUAUGUGUUUUACCACCAUCUCUAAUCUCAAAUUCAAGAGAUACUCCUCCCAAAAAUAAAAAUUCUGUCAUAUCUUAUUCUGUGUUCAACAGAACCAAAAAGUGAUACAAGGUAGUCAAUGAUGUCCCAGAAAUGUCAGUUGCUAACAUUUUUCCAAAUAUCUUUCUUCAUUUAAAGACAUUUAUACAGGUUUGGAACAACUUGAGGUUGAGUAAAUGAUGACAGAAUUUUUGGACCGAGUGUCACUUUUAGAGGAGUUCAUUUUGUCAUCGGCAUAGUUCCUGUGUGUCCUGUGGAGGGCAGCAAGGCUAAGUUUUAGGAUAUUUAGAGGGGCGAAAUGCUACUGUACUGUAACCAGAUUUUUAAAAGGAGAGUCUGGACAUUUCUUGUCCAGCGGUCAAUAAAUAAUUCUCAUUAUUAGCUAUGAAUAAAAUGAUAUAUUGUA